Chilo suppressalis (striped riceborer) is the source of this 1627-nucleotide messenger RNA. NCBI's taxonomy places the organism in Eukaryota, Metazoa, Arthropoda, Insecta, Lepidoptera, Crambidae. The record is from the annotation of a GenBank genome assembly.
AACAGUAGAUUUAUUCUUCCUAUUCUGUAACGGAAGUGAAACAGGCAUUUCACAAUACGGACGAAGCGGUGGCGUCUGACAAGGCGGCCGACGCACUGUGCAUAUAAAAUGGCGGCUACCCUUAUUGCAUAAUGGAGAUUGGGUUUUCAGGGAAAACUAUGCAGGACGAAAACAAUACGAGCCAAAAAUACUUCAUUUCCUGGACUAUUAUUGCUAAAACACAUUCAUAUUUAAGUAACAGUACAAAGCUUGAAUAACUUAAUAUAUAUUAAAUGGACAUAAAAAAUAUUGGUUGACAGAGCUUCCUUAAUUCUUAUAUAUAGACUUUCUUAAAUGAAAAUAAAUAGUUUGCCAAGUAUGAGAGCGUUUGGUAUUCGAAGCACGCGCGCGCGCGGCGUGCCUCGCCGCCUAAAGGACCAACUAUAAAUACCAAGCCCAUUGAAAAAUUAAAUCAUUGUUGUUCCAUUAACCGUACGGGCUGAACGUCUAAUUAAUAAAAUUUGAUGACAAAGUGAAAAUUAUUAAAAUGAAGUGUCUAGCAGUAAUCUUAGUUUCCGUAGCCCUCGCAAACGGUUACUCCAUAAAAGAUAAUGAGGUGGAAACGGCACGGUUGUACACAAGUGACGAUUUGUUGGAUAGUGUUAUAAGUGAUUGUUUCGGAGCCGAUUCCUCUACAUCGUGCCUCAAAGUGAAAGUUCUAUCGUUCCUGGACACCAAAUUGGGAGUAACAGCUGAAUCAGCGCGGGCGCUGGAAGAGAAAAAUAUUGACAAGGUCAUAUUCGAACGCGUUGGGCGGAUACUGAACGAGAAUGAGUUCAGAUUCCAGCUUCCGGAGUUCCUGUUCCAAAGUGCUGAGGUAUCCUAUAGAGCUGACAGAGGCUUCGACGUCGAUUUCCCAAAGGCCGAGACGGAAAAUGGCGAAGGUAAACAUAAACCAAAACUUAAAGAAAAAUUCCACCUUUUCAAAAUUUUAUUCAUGGUAAAUUUCCUUUCAGCUCGAGGCAUAUUGAAGAAGAAACUGUUGCUGCCAGUACUUCUGCUGCUGAAGCUGAAGAUGAAAGCUCUUAUGCCGAUUCUAGUCGCCAUCAUCGGCAUCAAGGCUGUAAAAGCUCUUGUCCUCAGCAAGCUGGCCAUCACGCUGGUUCUCGGUUUCCUCAUCUAUAACUUGCUAAUGAAGAAAGGAGGUAUGCCCAUGAUGAUGCCCACUGAAGCGGCACCGCCAGCGCCCCAGUACGGUCCCCCGGCCUCUCAGUAUGGACCUCCUUCGACUCCAGCGGCCCCCGCAGACACGUACGGUCCCCAAUGGGAGCCUUCAAGCUCCGGACCCUACGCCAGAGUAUGGGACCCAUCCCAACUAGCCUACAGCUCUUACUUCCCUGGUGAUUCCAACACAUCAGCCGCGUCCAACCAGUCACCGAACGUCCGACCCCAUAUAAAAGGCUCACAUAUGGUGGGAGUACCGCACAUGGUGCAAGGUUGCCCUCUUAUGCUGUUUUGUCGUGUUCGAGUAAAUGUAAAUCCCAAAAUCCUUGGGCUCCCCUACUAUAACAUUGUUCUAUAUUCGUCUAAACCGUCAUUUGAUGACCUCAUUGUGGUGUGUGACACACACGUACUCCAGCCCCUCUAG